Fusarium sp. VM40 is the source of this 735-nucleotide messenger RNA. The record is from the annotation of a GenBank genome assembly. Lineage: Eukaryota; Fungi; Ascomycota; Sordariomycetes; Hypocreales; Nectriaceae.
AUGGUUAAUGGCUGGAAUCGUAGAAUACUACCCUGGGUUGAAACGUGGAUGGAGGACUCGAUUUACGUUGAACAUGGACCGUCUAUGGCAUACUUAUUCUGGGAUGAUACAGGGAUGCGUGCGUUGGUUGAAGAAUUCGACAGAGACUUCCUUGAGCGCUAUGACUCCCUCCUGACACCAGUUGAACGAAGCGAUGUAUUUCGCAUAUUAGUGAUUAAACACUUUGGUGGAAUAUAUGGGGAUCUCGAUACUGAGCUUAUACGACAUCCGGCUACUUGGAUAAACGGAUCAGAUAUUGCUACCUGGACAGACCUGAAAACAGGAAAGAAUUAUGGCAAAUUUAACGAUUCGACAAGGCUAGACUAUGAAUCCAAAGUAGUUAACCUCCUGUGGGGCUUAGAAGUCGACAAUGACCCCGAGUCGGAUGCAUACUGGCGCCAAAGCUACACAUAUCCUCAACAACUAUCACAAUGGGCUUUCGCUGCUGCCCCUCAACAUCCAGUCUUUUCAAGAUACAUGGAUAACUUACGGAAUUAUACCAAAGACAACGAGACAGCGGCUCAGAAUAGUGAUUCACUCAAGCGAACUGGCCCUGCAGCUGUCACCUUUGCUACCAAGUCCUGGCUGGAGGACAACCUGGGCUUUCGAUGGACAAGCCUUACAGGCGUGAAGGACGGGGGUAAAUCCAAGUUGGUUGAUGAUAUUUUGGUUCUUCCUAUAACUGCCUUUCAGUAA